UGUAGUAAACCCAUUGCUCCCUCAUUUUCGAACAAAAGCACGUAGCACACCUUAUUCUCCUUCUCCCUCACUACCUGCGUACCACCAUCAACACCACCAGACCACGCCUCCCCGUAACCGGCAGCAACAGUCCAGCAUCCACCCUCCACAAGCAGUAGGCGGCUGCACCCAGCCGUACUCCUCCCUCCUGGUGGCAGCAACAGCUGCGUCUCCCCCCCCCCCAACAGCAGCAAGCUGCUGUGACGCCAAGGCAGCAGCACCACGCAGCUUUCUUCCGCCAUUUUCGUGCUCCACACCACCACAACAACCACCUAUACCUUCACCCUUUUCGAGUUUCCCCAUUGUUCCCAGUUCAUAAGAGAAAAGUAGAACCCUUGUUGGGUGAUUUUUUAUAACUUUUGGUCGUGCAGUAACGCUUGCAGGAGGAUCAUAGCUUGGCAAGACAGUAUUACUGAAUUUUUAGCAUAAUGGAAAGCGAAGAUGAGUUGAAGAAAGACAACCCUUUUGAGGAGAGAGAAAAAGUGGAAGAAGUAAGCAAAGAUGAGGAUGGAGAAAGUGAAGAAGAAGGUGAGUAUGAAGAAGGAGAAGAAGGUGAGGAUGAAGAAGAAGAAGAGGAAGAAUGCGCACUGAGAUUUGAAGGGGAGAUGAGCCCUUUAGAUUUUGUGAAGGAUGGUACUUCUCAAGUUCAACUUUAUCAACAAUUUGAACGCCUUGAGUAUGAAGCUUUGGAAGUAAAGAAGCACAAGAUUACUUCUAAUGAAGAAGGGUCAGUAAAGAAACCAAGGACAGAGAUAACUGUUGGAGCUACCGAAGAGGAAAUACGAGAAGUGAUGAUGAUGACGUUUAAUCGGAGAAGAUCCAGAAAGCUUCAAAAAAGGGGAAGGCGAAAAGGAACAAGAAAUAAGCUUAAGUCUGAAGUCACUAAGAAACUGGGUGAUGCUAAUCUUCAUUAUGCUCAUGGUCGUUAUGAAGAUGCUGUCAGUUUGCUGACUGAAGUGGUUCGAUUGGCCCCAAAUCUACCGGAUCCCUAUCACACAUUGGGCCUUGUAUAUAAUUCAAUGGGUGAAAAAAAGAAAUCUAUCGAGUUUUAUAUGCUCGCUGCGUUUCUUGGUCCAAAAGACUCAUCUCUGUGGAAAGUUCUUGUGACUUCGUCCAUAGAGCAGGGAAACAUUGGUCAAGCCUGGUAUUGCCUUUCUAAGGCAAUUACUGCUGAUCAAACUGAUAUCUCACUAAAAUACCUUCGUGCUUCACUUUGCAUGGAGGCAGGAGAUCUUUUAAGAGCUGCUGAAUCGUAUGAACAGAUAGUUAAAAUUUGUUCUGAUGAUGUUGAAGCCCUCAAGAAAGCGGCAAUGUUGUACAAACAAUCUGGCCAGUUUGAGCGAUCUAUAAUUAUCUUGGAGGAUUACCUCAAUGCCAAAUCUUCUGAAGCUGAUCUUUCUGUUGUUGAUAUGCUCGCUUUAUCAUUAAUGGAAAGAAAUUCGUAUACAAAGGCGCUUCAGCACAUUGAGCAUGCAAAGAAGGUCUGUGGUUCUGUAAACGAAUUUCCAUUGUGUCUGAGAGUAAGAGAAGGCAUUUGCCACGCUCAUCUCGGGAAUGUAGAUAGAGCAGAGCUUUGUUUCAGUCUUCUGCAGAAGGAAAGUGUUGAGCAUCAUAUGAACCUUAUAAUGGCGGUGGCUUACUCAUUUACGAGUCUCAACCAGCAUCAGUCAGCAUUGAAGUAUUAUCUGAUGUUAGAAGGCUGCGCGUCAAGAAAUGAACUUGUAAACUUGAAAAUUGCCCAGUGCUACUUGGCAUUGAAAAAAACAACCUCUGCUAUCGAGUUCUUCUUCAAAGCAUUACAAGCACAUGAAGAUGACAUUGAUACUCGUUUAGCUCUAGCUUCACUUCUCCUUGAAGAAAACAGAGAAGAUGAAGCACUGGAAUUGCUUUCACCUCCAUCUAACCCAGUAUCAUCGAAGGACAUGCAUGGAGAUAGAUUGGAACCUUGGUGGCUUAAUGUGACUGUAAAGUUGAAGUUAUCUCAUAUUUAUAAAAUUAAAGGGAUGCUUGAGGCCUUUGUUGAAGUGAUCUACCCUAUCAUUCAUGAAUCACUGAAAGUAUUUUCAAUGCAUCAUAGGGUAAAACAGAAGAAAAGGCUCUCAACGAGUGAACUGUCCGAGCGUGUCAAAGUUCUUGGUGAUCAUGAGACUGAUACUGUCUUUGGUAAAUUCAGAAGACCAGCUUCGAAAAAUGAUUUGUUGAAAGCUAAUAGGGCUAAAAAGUUGCUUGACAAGAGGGCAACAUCAAAAGAAGAGAAGAUCUCUGCUGCAAUGGCUGCUGGACAUGAAUGGGAAAGUGAUGUUUCAGAGGAUGAUGUUAUGCAACAACCACUAAAGGAGCCUCCAAUGCCUGAUCUCUUCAUGGAUGAGGAACAUGAUAACCUCAUUUCAGAUUUGUGCAUUGCAUUGACGUCUUUGCGAAGGUAUACUGAGGCUUUAGAGCUUAUAAAGCUUACUUUGAAAAUAUCUUACAAGACACUUUCUGCUGCGAAAAAGGAAAAGUUUUGGUCCCUUGGUGCUCAAAUAGCAUUGAAUGUUACUGAUCCUUCAGAUGGAUUUGAAUAUGUACGCUACAUUGUUCAGCAGCACCCGCAAAGUAUUGCUGCCUGGAAUUGCUAUUACCGAUUAGUCUUGAGAUUAGAAAAUCGUCUCUCAAGGCAUAAUAAGUUCCUGCAUCAUAUGCGGGUUGAGCAGAAGGAUCUAGUGCCACCCAUGAUAAUUUCUGGAAAUCAGUUUACAAUGAUCAGUCAACACCAAGUAGCUGCAAGGGAGUACUUGGAAGCAUAUAAACAAAAGCCAGAUUCCCAACUGAUUAAUCUCUGUGCCGGGACUGCCUUGGUCAAUUUAGCCCUUGGACAUCGACUUCAAAACAAGCAUCAGUGUGUUGCACAAGGCUUAGCGUUUCUUUACAAUAAUCUGCGACUUUCUGAAAAUAGCCAGGAAGCAUUGUAUAAUAUAGCUCGUGCGUACCAUCAUGUUGGAAUGUUUACAUUGGCUGUUGCGUACUACGAAAAGGUCCUUGCAACUCCCCAAAAGGACUGCCCAAUACUGGAUCUUAUUAAACUGGAUAAAGAACCCAGCCGAGAUCCAAAGUCUGGGUACUGUGAUCUUCGGAGAGAAGCAGCAUACAAUUUGCAUUUGAUCUACAAAAGAAGCGGAGCAGUUGAUCUUGCAAGACAGAUUUUGAAGGAUUAUUGCACCUUGUGAAUUCCUUGCAGUUUUUAGGUUGUCUUGUCUGUGUAUAGUAAUGGAACAUCCUUCGGUUUCCAACUUGUUAUGUACUCCUAUUUUGGUGUCAAGCUGUUUCCCAGCCUCUUUUGGAAACAGUCGAAUAGAAUCUGUUGAUUUAGAAUUUGUGUUCUUGUAGAAUUUUUUUGUAUAUGUAAUAGUCUUUAUUUCAAAUACAACAUUUUAUCUAUUUUAUAUUUGUAGUAUUCCGUUUUAUUGUCCUUGAAUAUCAAUAUGUUAAUAAUUGUACUUAAAAGUGAAUAAUGAGUUAGUCUAAUGGUUAAGGGUUUUUUUUUUUCCUUUUAGGAUAACUCUUUCGGAAAUCUGGUCAAAAGAAGUAUUUAUUCGUCUGUUUUCCAAUACGUAAAUCGAAAAAGAUGUUCAGGAUGAUGUUUACCCAUCAUAACGAUGAUUUUUAAAAAAUCGGACAUUGCAAUUAUCCUAAUGAGGUAAUUCUUUCGGAAAUUUGGUCAAAACAAGUAUUUUUUCGCCUAUUUUCCGACACGUAAACUGCAAAAGAUAUUUAACGU
Messenger RNA from Amaranthus tricolor (Joseph's coat), 3796 nucleotides. RefSeq lists its product as uncharacterized. Gene Ontology annotation, cellular component: transcription factor TFIIIC complex. The transcript has 21 exons. The record is from RefSeq and is a predicted model, not a curated record. NCBI's taxonomy places the organism in Eukaryota, Viridiplantae, Streptophyta, Magnoliopsida, Caryophyllales, Amaranthaceae. Gene Ontology annotation, biological process: transcription by RNA polymerase III. Gene Ontology annotation, molecular function: protein binding. Bases 468 to 3245 code for a protein of 925 amino acids.